UUUCCUCAAAAUUGAGGGUUCUGAGAUAAAAAAAAAAACAAAACAAAUAAAAAACAGUAGGUCUGUUAAGAUCUGACUUUUUUUUUCUUUUCAAAAUUGUAUUCAUGUAUUUAUUGUCUUCUAUCUUUGUCUUUUUUUUUAUCACUUUUUGUUAGAUAUAUGUGUGUUUAUGGGAUGAGGUCUUCAUAUUUGUUGAGAGGUUUAAAGUUUUUAUUUCAAAUCAAUGUAAAAUAAAAUUUUAUUAAUUUGCAAUUCCAGCUUUUAUUUAUUUGUAAUAGACCAUGUGGUUAAUCAUUGAAAUUUAAAUAUCAAUAUUAUAUGACGAAACGGUUCUAUUAAAUAAAGAUAACUAUUAUUACCAUUACAAUUAUAAAAAAGUUAACAAUAUUUUUUGUCAAAAUUGUUUUCCUUAUUCUGAAGUAUUUUAAAUAAAAACAGAUAAAACUUUACUUGAAUUAAAAAAAAAAAGUAUUUUAACAUUUUUAACACGUACAUCACUAAUCCAGCAGGGGGCAGCAUUGAGUCGCAUUUGAGCUCAGAUUCUAUUUUCUCUCCAGGAGCCGGGCCUUCGUGCGUGUGCGCGCUCGCGACAUGGGGGUUAGCUGCUGUCCGGUUCUUAGCGGCAUAACAGCUGCUAACAAGAUGCACACGACUAGUGGCAUGUACAAUGUAGAGGUACACGCGAGCUAGUUUGGGUUUAGGAAGCUAGAAAAAAAAAAGAAACAAAUCUUCUGACGUCGUUCGUCAGAAACACCAGCAGAAAUGGCGGGGAUUAUUAAAAAACAAAUCCUCAAACAUUUAUCAAGGUUCACCAAGAACCUUUCUCCAGACAAGAUCAACCUGAGCACCCUGAAGGGCGAGGGCCAGCUCUCCAACCUGGAGCUCGAUGAGGAGGUUCUGCAGAACAUGCUGGACCUGCCGACCUGGCUGGCUGUCACUCGGGUGUACUGCAACAAGGCCGCCAUUAGGAUACAAUGGACAAAGUUGAAAACAAGCCCCAUCUGCUUGUUCUUGGAUAAGGUGGAGGUUGAGAUGAGAACUUGUGAAGAGCCUCGUCCACCUAAUGGGCCUUCUCCCAUCGCGAUAACGGCAGGCCAGAGUGAGUACGGCUUUGCCGAGAAAGUGGUGGAGGGCAUGUCCGUCAGGAUUAACUCCAUUACCAUCAAGGUGCAGGCUCGCGCCUUCCACGCGUCCUUCGAGCUCUGGCAGCUGCAGGGCAACAGCCUCAACCCCAAAUGGCAGCGCAGUGACCUUCGCUACACCCGCAUCACCGACCCCAAGAGAGGAGAGGUGCUGACAUUUAAAGAAAUUAACUGGCAGAGUCUACGAAUUGAGGCAGACGCCAUUGAGAGCGAUGACCAGGACCUCGGGAACACCCCACUGCGCCUCAUCACCAACCAGGGGCGCAUUCGGAUUGCCCUUAAACGCCGAAUAAAGGACUGUAAUGUGUUGGCGUCUAAGCUGCUUUUCAUUCUGGACGACUUGUUGUGGGUGUUGACGGACUCUCAGCUCAAAGCCAUCAUUCAUUAUGCCAAAUCUCUGAGUGAGGGGAUGGAGAAGUCGGCGCAGCAGAGGAAAAGCAUGACCGCCGAGUCUUUACAGACUGCACCUCCUUCUCCUGGACUACACAGCCUGUGGACAGAACCCCCUCCUUCCUCCACAAGUACCCCCACCAACAUAAGUCAGUAUUUUGACCUCUAUGACGUCAAGGAGUCUUCCUAUCACACCUUCAUCUCCCGCCUGGACUUACACAUAUGCAACGACAGCUCCUCGAUGGAUGAAGACGAAGCUCCCCCGCCUGGCUUGCAAGGUGCCAUGCAGCUGACCUUGAGGAAGCUUGGCUUUGACUACUAUCCUAUUCACAGACCUGCUGACGGAUGUCGACACUGGGAACGUUACAAUGGAGCUAUGGAGGCCCAGGCCCAGUGGGCUGCCAAGCUGCUGCAGGAGUACCAGAGACGAGCGGAGGCCUGCGGGUUCCCAGGUCCACAUGCUGAGGUCUCUCAGCCAAACAAGGACUCCCCUGCUAAAACUGUCCAAGAUGGACAAGCCAGCACUAACUCAAAUAACUUGAGCAAAGAGCAGAGAACCAGCAGAAAUUCCGGGCCAGCGAGUGCAGAGGUAUCGAUGAAGAGACUGAGAUCCAGCUGUGUGGUGAUCAGGAUGGAUGACGUGGACAUUCACCAGGUGUCUACAAGGGCGCGUCAAAACAAGAAGACCAAUUCUUUACUAUCCUGUAACCGUAAACUUCUGCGAUUGCCUGAUAAUGUACCGGCGGUCCAUCUGCAGUUUACAGAAUACUACUUUCCUGACAACUCCAGUUUACCAGUCCCCACCUCAAACCUGUAUGCUCAGCUAAACAGCCUCCAGCUGUGUGUGGACUCUGCCAGCAUUUUGUGGAUCAGUCUGUUUUCCAAAGGCCUCCUGCACACACUGGAUCAGGUCAAAGCUUUCUACCAUUUGCAGGAUAGCAAUAAAGUUGAAGAACAUGUAGAUAUUCGCAUGGAUGCAGCUCAACUUAAGCUAAUUGUCCCCCUAGAUUCAUCCAUACUGGACCACCCAGAACGCCCACAAUCCCUUUCUGUUAUCGUACCCCAGAUGGCUCUCAGCAACACCCGCCACUGUCCUCACGGCUCUAGGGCUGACCUCAGCAGCACCUGUGAAAAGUUCGCCAGCUGCUCUUUCUUCCAGCUGGCAGCAGGUUGCACUUUUCCCAGAGAGCCAAGUGCCUUCCAUCCCAUUCCCUCCGCCUUCACUCAGCACUCCAAUGAAAGGGAACUCCAGCCUCUAACCAGAAAGCAGCUACGAUCUCAGGACGUCUGGUCUCUCAGCUUGUCCCGUGUCACUCUUGGCUUUGACGGAGCGCGGCGCUUCCCCAAAGGGAAAACUCAGCCUUUCGUUGAGCCCUUCACGGUUUCCGUGUGGAUGUGUCAACCACCUGCCUUUCAGAGUGAAUCCUUGUCUUCUCCCUCUAGUCCUGACGGAGCUCAUCCAUGCUGUUCGGAACCGGAGCCUUCUGAGGGCCAAUCUGAGCUCGCUUCCAUCCACAUUCUGGCCCACACCAUCACCCCAGUGAGGAUGUGGCUUAACCACUACCAGUACGUCGCCCUUCUGAGGAUGAAGGACGCCUUGGCGCGGUUGGGUGCAGAGUUGGGCCGGGAUGUGCGAGGACUUAAGCAGACACUGGGCCAGAAGACGGGACCUCCUACAGUUUGUUUUGCUUUCUUGGCUAGCUCGGUGGAACUGGGUCUCCUUCUGCCUCCAGUCUUAACGGAGCAAGAGGAUGAGGUUCCUCAAACUCCAGAAACGGACAGCCCAAGCAUCACAGACUGUGACGUGUCCCCAACACAUCAGCCAAUCGCUGUAGAGCGGGAGGACAGUGGGUUAGAAAAUGGACUCUCCUCCAUCAAUACAGGCACAACCGCGUUCGAUCAGGACGAACAGGACGGGGCGGUGGAGGAGGCGUAUGAGGCCGUAGAGGAGGGCCCGGAGGCUAACGGACUGGCAUCAGAGGAGGACACUGCAAUCCUGUCGCCUCCCCUUUCACCCGGUGGACCCUCUCCAGUCAUCUCCCGAGAACCAUCUACCUUCAGCUUAGACGGCGAUCUGUCGAGCGCCAUCAGUGUCACCAAGGAUGUCACCAAAGACGCCAUCAGUGCCUCGCUGGACUUGACCAAAGGGGCUUUUUCAAUAACUAAAGAUGCCUUUAGCAUGCUCAGCCGGGGAUCUGGCAUGAGCAAGCUGUUUAGUGCACAGGCAAGGGAACAGGGUCAGCGCUCAGAGGAGUCCUCCCCUUCUUCACGUCACAAAACCAUGAAGCAAUCGCAUUCUCAGCAGUCCUUCGACAGCGCCAUCCUGGAUGGCAGUCUUCCUGAUGAAAACCUUUCCAUCGACAGCGAUUUGAGCGACAAUUUUGUUGUUCUCAUGGACUCAGAAUCCGGUAGGGAGUCCAUUCGACUGAACAGCACAGCUGCAGACAGUCGAGGGAGUCCGGCCCCAGGGACGGAAGGAGGCUCAUCCGCUGAUCUAAGCAGCUCCCUGUCUCAAAGUACUGAGGAUUUGUCACAGGAAAUGUCAUCAGUGCUGCUGCUGGUCCUGAGUGGAAUAGCCUGUACCUUGGACAUGCGUGGAGAACACCAGGUUGUAGCAGUCCAAACUCAGAGUCUGACCCCUGUGCAGAUGGGCAACAUCAGCCAAUCGGACAUUCUGGCCGGUCUUGUUCAAGCUCCAAGUGAGCCAGUGCAGGGAUACGAAAGGCGGGGGGACGCUCCCGUUUUGCGCAUGCGGGCAGAAACGGGCCCAUCCGCAGCUCUGGCCGAGUCGUCGGGCUUUCUGGAUGUACGAGUGCAGGACUGCCGGGCGGACUUGCUAGCCUCAACAGUGGCUAACAUCGGCCCUUUCCUUGAAGAUGAAUUCAGCGUGGACGGGCAGCCGAUGAAGCUUCACAUGAGUAACAUCACCAUCACCAUGAAGGAUGAUGGUCCCAGGAUUUACCCAACAGCCCCCCAGCCUGUCCCUGCCAAAUUCAUCAUCGAUCAUCUGCUUAUGGAGCGAAGCGAUGACGGCAUCAUGAGAGUCAAAACUGACAGAGCAGACCCCAAACUGGCAGCUGACGUCCCCCCAGCUGCUUCCGCUGAUGCUAUCUGUUCUGAAUCUGACCAACGGGAGAAAGAGAGACAAACCACAGAGUCCCAACUCUGCCAAAUGCAAGCUGCCCUCACCCAGGCCCUGCAAGAGAAAGAGCGCCUCCUUCUGGAAGUUAGGAAAUACAACCCUGCGUUUACUCUUUAAGCCACUCCGGGUUUAUGACUUGUUUUGCUGCUGAGAAAAUAUGACAGGACCGUUGAUAUAAAGCAGUAGAAAGAUGAAAAUGGGUGACGAAUCUGAAAACGAAUCCAUCAGAUCAGGAACAAAUCCUCUAAGCUAACAUUUGAUGGUAUCUUGUAGACUUGGUAUUUUCUAUUUAUUCUGGUUAAGUUUCAUCCUCACCAUGAAGCCAUAGUGGCGUUUGUGUGUUAAACACAGCAUGCAUUGUGGUCCGGCAUCGAUUCUCUCCACUUGUAAUGGAAAUAUGAAGUCAAGCACAUCAGAACCUUUGUUCCUCUGCAUCGACACUGCCAGACAGACGGCUGCUCGUCCACCAGCCACGUCCUGCAUGCUCGGUCAACAGUGUUCAUUUACAUGUAGCACAUUUACUAUCGGACUUUUAGUAGCUGUAAACUAGAAAAUAAGGUUGCUUUUCUAUUUGUUUUUGUAGUGUUAGUUGUAAAUAAGUACAGUUGCACUUUUGGUUUGUGGUCUUUAGAAAGAAACUGAAUCUUAAUUUUUACUUUAAGGUACCUCACAAAUCAAGUUUUUUUUUUUUUUUUUUUUUUAGAUUAAUUUUUGUAAGUGGUAAGUUAUCCUGAGUUGUGAAAUGUUUACGUUUAAUUUUGACACAUUUCCAUCUGCAGAGAUGGUCUAACAGUAUCUUGGAUCACAAUGCUACAGGAGCCACACACUAAUGGAUUGUGCGUUCGUUAUGUGUCUUUAACUUAAAUUUGUUGUUUAUUUAUUGACAUUUGCUCGCAUGUGUGUUUUUUUAAUUAAAUAUUGCUGAAUCCAUAUCAGCCACAGAAAGGGAGAUCCUUUCUUUUUACAUCCCCACUUUAUUCAUUCUUGAGUCCAGCGUUCUCAAACAACAAAAUCUGUGGUUCUGAUUGUGGAUUCCUUUGACAAAAACGAGAUAUACUUUUACCACAGUUAUGAGAAAAAUGUACAUUCCUGUUUCAAUCCCAAUCUAGAUUAUAUCAGGGAGGUUGUAGCUUUUCCAAACAGAUAGGAUCAAAAAUAAUGUAUUUUUUUUGUCAUUUAUGCUUUUUAAACCCACAUCUGUGUCGAAAUGUAAUUUAAAAUCCAAGUUUUUUCACCUUUUGGUGGUUAAUUUGUUACAAUGUCUCCUCUCAACCUUAUGAGGCAGACACAGCCUCUUAAGGUGGAAUGUUCCCUAUCAAAGCAAUAGGAGCCCUUUAGUUUACACAAAAAGAUAAUUCAUUGCAGCAACUGUUAGGUGUGCAGUUAAAUUCUUGCAGUGAUAAGUUAUGUAUUAUAAAGCUUAGCUGCAUGCAGAUGUGAGUAAUAUUUCAGUGUAAGAGAGCAGAUAUAUUACCUGCUUACCUCAAUGCCAUCAGUAUCUUUUUGUUUGUUUAUCCUGCAUGGCCUUAAUAGAUAAUGGUACUAAACCAAACGCUGGAUGCAACAUGUAGCUGUACAGUUUUCCUCUUCACUGUCGGGCUUCAGUGUUAAGUAGCAUCUCUCUUCCUCGAAUCAAUUGGUGCUUUUGGUCAAGUCCCAUAGCAUGUUACAUUAAAAGGUUUUUCUUUUGCACUCCGGAGGAGUUUCUCCUCUUCCUGCUGCAGCGUACCCCCCCAUCUGUGCCAUGCAAGUGACUCAAUGCAAGGCAGUGUUUCCUCCCUCUAACUGCACAUGCAUAAGCUGAGCUGUUUGUUCUGGAAACUGCACUUGUUUGAUGAGAAUCCGAUGUUGUAGAACUGUACACAGUAUUUUUGUGGGCUGGUUAAGAAAAGAAAAAAAAAGACUUUUCUAUGGGUUGAAUCACUUCCAUUGAGACUAAACUUUAACUGGUUCUGUGAACCAACGUCAGUGUGCUGUAAAGAUUUUAAGUGUACAAAAUUAAACUGCUGGAACACAG
This is a messenger RNA of Oryzias melastigma (Indian medaka), 6691 nucleotides long. It is a transcript of the gene bltp3a, whose product is annotated as UHRF1 binding protein 1. Lineage: Eukaryota; Metazoa; Chordata; Actinopteri; Beloniformes; Adrianichthyidae. The coding region runs from base 763 to 4791 and encodes 1342 amino acids. The record is from RefSeq and is a predicted model, not a curated record. The transcript is spliced from 21 exons.